This is a messenger RNA of Triticum aestivum (bread wheat), 625 nucleotides long. RefSeq names its product classical arabinogalactan protein 4. The transcript has a single exon. NCBI's taxonomy places the organism in Eukaryota, Viridiplantae, Streptophyta, Magnoliopsida, Poales, Poaceae. The coding region runs from base 122 to 481 and encodes 119 amino acids. The record is from RefSeq and is a predicted model, not a curated record.
CGCUACCAGCACACACAACUCGCAGCUUCCUCACACAUCUUCUACGCAGAGCCUAAAACAUUACCUCCUGCUCUGCAAUCCUAGCCAAAGUCUUCCACCGAUCACCGCCUGCGCCAACCUGAUGGCCCGCUUCGCCGUCGUCGCCGCCAUCGUGGCGCUCCUGGCCGUCACCGCCGCCGCACAGGCCCCCGGUGCGGCGCCUCUCCCCGCACCGCCUGCGAGGUCCCCGGCCACCGCCCCUGCGCCGGUCGCCACGCCGCCCACCGCCGCGUCGCCGUCCCCGAUGGCCUCUCCCCCCGCGCCUCCCACCGACGCCCCGACCGACGCUCCCUCCGCGAUGACCCCGUCCGCGGUCUCCGCCACACCCGAGGGCGCACCUGCCGGCGCACCCAGUGGCACCCCCGCCAGCUCCGCCGUGUACACCUCCUCCGUCAGCUUCCUCGCCGUCGCCGGCGCGGUCGCCGCCGCCAUCGUGUUCUAGACGGAGCGAGACUCUGCUCUCGGUGCUCUGUUUUCGCGUGUUUAUACUGGAGAGAUUAUUUCCAUGAUUCUUUGCUGGACCAUGCGAUGUAAUCUUGUUACGGAUGCAUGAGAUUAUUAUGAAUACAAAUUCGUUUAUUCGUUA